AUGACUACCGCGCUGGAAGACAUCAAAGUUGUAGACUUGACCCGCACUUUGGCCGGCCCCUCCUGCACCCAGAUGCUGGGAGACAUGGGCGCCGACGUCAUCAAGAUAGAGGAGCCAAAUCUUGGUGACGAGACACGCUCCUGGACGCCUUUCUGGAACGAAGAAGGGACCCAGUUCCUGUCAUUCAACCGCAACAAGCGAAGCUUGAGCGUCAACCUGAAGGAAAAAGAGGCGGUAGACAUCGUCUUGGGAUUGGCCGCCAAGGCCGACGUGAUGGUCGAGAGUUUCCGGGCCGGGGCGUUGGACCGGAUGGGGCUGGGUUACGACGCGGUGCGAGCCGUAAACCCGGGAAUAAUCUACUGCUCCGUUUCGGGCUAUGGCCGCACCGGGCCGAUGGCCGACAAGCCGGGGUAUGAUUUGAUCAUCCAAGCCUACAGCGGCUUGAUGAACCUGACCGGAGAGCCGGACGGUCUGCCGUUGCGCGUCGGUUUCUCUCUCGUGGACCUGUUCACCGGAAUGAUGGCCUACGGCUCCAUACUGACCGCGCUGCACCACCGGCAAAAGACCGGGGAAGGGCAACGGAUCGAAGCGGCCCUGCUGGACGGCCAAGUCGCCACCAUGAGCUAUCAUGCCACUGGAUACUUGGCGACGGGCGUGGAACCGAAGCGGUUGGGGUCCGGGCAUCCCAGCCUCGUCCCAUACCAGAGUUUCCCGGCGUCCGACGGCUACUUCAUCCUUGGGUGCGCCAACCAAGGGUUGUGGGAACGGCUCUGCCGCGGUCUCGACCGUGCCGACUUGCUAGAAGACCCCAGGUUCAGCACCAACACCGACCGGGUGACGAACCGCGCCGAAUGCGUAGGUGUCCUGAGCGAGAUAUUCCAGACCGACACGGUGGCCCACUGGGUGGACGUCAUAUCCGAAGCCGGGGUGCCCUGCGGCCCCAUCAAUCGGGUGCCUCAAGUCAUUGAGGACGCGCAGGUCAACGCCCGCAACAUGAUUGUGGACAUGCCCCAUCCCAGGGUGCCCAACUUGAAGGUGCCCGGCUCUCCCCUCAAGCUCGCCGACACUCCUCCCAGCAUCCGGCGCCCACCACCCAUGUUGGGCCAGCAUAACGAAGAGAUUCUGGCUGAAUGCGGCUACGACAGGGAGCAAAUUGAAAAGUUGAGGCAAAAGGGAGUUAUCGGGGUUAGCGACAACGGGUCCUAA
Molecule: messenger RNA, 1206 nt
Organism: Geodia barretti
Lineage: Eukaryota; Metazoa; Porifera; Demospongiae; Tetractinellida; Geodiidae
Source: the annotation of a GenBank genome assembly